GCUUUUCUUUUGAAAACUGUUACCGGAAACGGUCUUUUCCCCCUCUGGACGGAAGUCAGCUGCCCAAGAAGUUAGAUGUAGUUAUUGCUGCGCCCUUACACGGUUUUUUGUUGGUGUUUUUAAGUCUGUUUUUCUCAUUAAUAUCUAUGCUUGCCACGGAAUGCAGUCAUUUCUCUUAGCUCUUUGACUCAACGGUUUCCCUUGGCUCUGUCGUCAGGACAGAGAGGCUCGCGCACUGAACACAGAAGUUGACGUCUGCAGUGUCGAAUAACGGACUAGCCUCGUAGCUAACGCGAGUAAACCCAAACACCUUGUGCUACGACCAGUUACGUUAUGUAGGAUUGCCAUGGAUGUUUUUAUUGCUGCAAUAUCCUGUAGAUAAUUGCUUGACAAUUUCAGUGGCUUCGUCGCCGUUUUGACACGAUAACAACUUGCCAACAUAGUGUGGCUACGUGAGCUAAAAGAGGGAACGCAAUGUCGUGAGAGAAAGUGGUUCCUCUUCUUCAAGGAAAUCUUCCCUUUGCAGUGAAGUGGCUGUGGAAUAAAACGGCUGCCAUGGUGACGACUGUACCGCUAGUAUGUGAACCACACCUCAAACAAGGAGUGACACAUGUCAUCUCUCAGUGUGUCGUGUACCCUUGUCACGGUUGCCACACGGCGGUGACACUCUGAAGUGUAUAACCUCUUGUUGAAACUUCCUCCUUCCUUAUCUAGCGACUGCCGAGUUGAACGACCCUACAGUGAGGCUCUUGGUCCAGCAUGAAGGCCAUUGUACCCCGAUUCUCUUUCUACGCUGGUUUCGCGGUGGGAACCUUCACGCUGUACUUGUUCCUUCAGCAGGUGUGGUUUCAGAGUAUUUGGUCAACGUUGCAGGCCACCAGCUUUGAAAAUUACAUUAACCAGGAACAGCUCAAGGAAGAGAACAAGAUAUGGAAGAAGGAGAGGUCUGCUCUUUUCAACUUGAUGCAUCCUCAUCAUACAGGUACGCCAUGUAAUCAACAGCAUUUUCUGAAGAGCGUUUUUGUGUUGUUGAAAGAAUUGGGCUUUUUUGUAUCUUGUAGACGGUUUCUGAACAGAUUUCUUAACCUUUCUCUGCACUGUUUGAUAAAGGGAGGGUGUUAGGCUCGAUGAAUUCAACAGGCAGCAUUCAGUGCUGAUUUCACAGUUCAACAUAUUUUGGGGGUGGCGUUUCUUUUUGGAGUGUUUUAAAGUGGCAUUUUUUUUAAACAAAUAUUCAUUUUCGAAUCAUUUUCAUUGAUGUUACCAAGUGGCUUCAGAUCAUGUGAUUUUUAGGGAACAGUAUUUAUCCUCAUUUGUUAAUCAUCUUGAGAGUUCAUAUAAUUGUAAAACAGUGAAUUCAAUUCUAGUACCAGGUGCUGACUUUCAGUGAGUUUGUGAUUAGGAAUGGGCAUCGAGAACCAUUUCUUGUUGAGAACCGGUUCCACAUGGGUCAACGUAUCGACAUUAAUGUCAUUUCAUUUUAAUGAUUCACUGAACGAUUCCAUUCUUCCGGGUGCUUUGGAAAACGGUCUUGUGAGAGGCAGUCUACGAGAACAGAGACUUUGAGCAAAGCAACAUGCUGGACGAAACGAAAAGGAGGCAGAAACGACCUAAAGUGUGGCUUAAUUUUACUAAGAAAGAUGACGAGUUUUGUAUGGAAGUUUUGAGUUUGUGUAGCAUGGACUAACUGAGUUAGAAGUGCAUAAAAAACACUUGACCCGACCACAAAAACCCUCAAAAAUUUGCGCGCAACUCCACCCCACGUAGCCAUAUCUUCUUUUUGGGGAUCCAGAAUAUGGUCACUCUAAUUUGACUUAAUACCGACCGAGUAAAUGCUGUACAAAUAGUUUGUCGUUUGAUUAUUUUUAGAUUCUCACUGAAGGUGGCAUACAUCUUUUUCUGUUAUCAGAGACUCAAUUAAAUGUUGAGUUAACAUUGAAAACCUGUAGUCUACUUUUUUUUUAAAUCAAAGAAAGGCAUUGAUAAGGGAAUCGUUAGAGAAUUGAAUCGAUAGACAGAAUCUUUAAUGGCAUCAGUAUCGAUAAAAUCUUUAAUUCCCAUCCCUAUUUGUGGUCAGCAGUCUCUAUCAAGCUGAUUUCUUAUAUGCAAUGCAGUUGAGGAAUACUGUAUCAGGUCAGGGGACGAGAAAAAGUUCAAUCCACUUGUAGUUUUCUGCUGGAGUCUCAAAGUUCAAAUGGGGAUUAUUGACAGGUAAUGAAACAGACUGAAAUUAAUACUGAUGUCUCUUUUAUGACCCCCAGAAAAGAUAAGACCAAAAACGAAGAGUAACUAUUUCUUAAACCACUGAUGAGGGGUAGUUCAUUAAACACUAUUGUAUUUUUGUUUGUUUGUUUUUUACAUUAUUUUGCAUGUUCCAGGUCAAAGAGUGGGUGGUAAACUUGACUGUAUAAAGAGAGAAGUGUGAGAUGUUUUUUUUUUCCUCAAGAAGCAUUUAUCACACAUCAACCACACAAAUAAGCAUGAACAAUUUAAACCAAACCUGCAAAGUUUCUCAGUUGCGCUGCACUAUACAUGCAUUAUAUUUUAAAUACUUUAUAAACUUAAACAUUAGGUAUAUAAAGUUAGCUAAAACCUUCCAUAAGUCUGCUUUUAAAGAGGAUGAAUCUGAUGGUUAAUUUGUUCAUGUUGAUGCUGAGCCGCCGAGCCUUUUUAAUUAAGUUUAGAGGAAACUUAAUUUUAAAAAAAAUUCAUCAACAUUAACUCUUUUGCUGCUUGUGUGUUUUUGAUGCCUUAAGUAUUUUGUGAUUUUAAUGUUUUUUUAAUUUCAUCAGGGGAGGACAGUCACAUGGCAGAUGAGCUCUAUAAAAAGGUGCGUGUUCUUUGUUGGGUCAUGACUGGACCAAGCAACCUGGAAAAAAAGGCUCGCCACGUGAAGUCUACUUGGAGUCGCCACUGUAACAUGGUGAUUUUCAUGAGCUCGGUGGAUGACCCUGAUUUCCCAACCGUUGGCUUAGGGACAAAGGAGGGUCGGGACCAGCUGUACUGGAAAACCAUCAAGGCUUUUCACUAUGCUUAUGAACAUCACAUCAAUGAGGCGGAUUGGUUCCUAAAGGCCGAUGACGACACUUACGUUAUUGUAGACAACCUACGUUUGGUUCUUGCCAACCAUACACCAGAGGAGCCGAUUUACUUUGGACGCAGAUUUAAACCCUUCACAAAACAGGGCUACAUGAGCGGUGGGGCAGGCUAUGUUUUGAGCAAAGAGGCUCUACGAAGAUUUGUUGAAGGAUUUAAAAACAAUGUGUGCUCUCACACAACCUCUGUAGAAGACCUUGCAAUGGGACAGUGCAUGGAGAAAGUUGGGGUGUUAGCAGGGGACUCCAGAGACAGUGUGCACAGGGAGACAUUUCACCCAUUUGUCCCCGAACAGCACCUAACAGUUAAGUUCUCCAAGAGCUUCUGGUAUUGGAAGUACUGCUACUACCCUAUCUCAGAGGUAAGUACAGUAAACACAUGUUUGUUUCUCUCGAAUUUGUAUGAAACAGUAGUGUUCAUAUUGAAACUGAUGUGUGGUUUUUGUUUGCUGAAUUUUGACAAAAGGGCUUAUUUUAGUCCCCUCUCUCAUCAAAAGCCAAACAGCUGUAAACUGUUUUUUAUAAGCUGGCACAGUCUCAUUUUCUAGAAAUAUUUCCUAAAUGUGUUCAAUCUCAUUUAAAGUAUCUGACUAUGUUAUGUUAUGUUAUGUUAUUCUUGCACCCAUCCUUAAAUGACAUUUGUGUUAAAAAUGUGACACCAUGAUGUCGCUGAUGUAACAUGACUUCAUGCUCUGUUUUUCCUCAGGGUCCAAACUGCUGCUCAGACCUGUCAGUGUCUUUCCACUAUGUGGAUGCCGCACAGAUGUAUUUGCUGGAGUACUACACCUAUCACCUGCGUGCCUUUGGUUACAGCUACCGUUACAAGCCCCCUGCUCCGGCAGGCUACAGUAUUGAGAAGUCAAGUUUCUGGGGAGCUCAAGAAGGGAUAAACAAGGCUGCUUUGGGAGAGAAAGGACAAGGUGUUGACGGGAAGGAUCCAUCUGACAAAAGACAGGAUGCAGAUCCUCCUCAAGUCGCUGGUAAAGAUCCCGCUGUGGCUUUAGCAGGCCAAAAACUGUAGGAUAUCUCGGGUGUGUGAAGGAAAGGUUUUUUUUUUUUGGAGUCUGUGUCUUCAAGUGCUUGGAUUUUCGUUCCAAUGAUAUUGGCUCUUCCACAAAGGUGAAACAAAGGCCCCAUUGAUUUUAAAAGUCCCUACCUGCUAGUAUACAGACAGAGGAAUCCCCAGCUUGAAGCACUGCUUCUGAUGUACAUUCUUCAGUUUUUCUCAGAACUUUAAUUCUUGAUUUUCAGGUUUGUUGGGUUGGGCAGAAACGGCUGUCUGUACAUUGAUUAUAUUCAAAACUUUUAAUUACCUUUUGUUAACCUGAAUUCUGCAAACCCACAAAAACUUGAAGGACCACUCUUCAAAGCGCUGUAGUUCUUGACUCGCUGGAGUUGUUUGACUUCAUUUGCACAUAGACAAUUGUGUGCCGCAGAGGCAGUCCAACCCAGUUCAUCAGCCUUGAGCUGAUUGGUUGGGGUGAUAAUUUUUUUUUGCCCCAGGAAAAACCUGUCAUAGUUCUGUUCACAUUUCAAGUGCAUUCCAGUUUGCUCUUGUCCAACAGAAUUCAGACACAGUUUUAAAGGAUUUUCACAAAACAAAAAUAAUGCAUUUAUCAGAGGAAAGGCUGGUUUCCUGAGAAAAAUGUGUUAACAUAAGUAUUCAGCUUUAUGAAUGGCCAGUUCAUUCUGUUUUAAAUUUUGGCUAUGAUCUUGCAGCCUCAGACCAAUUUCAGGGAAUUAGAAAAAUAAUGAAUACAUAAAAUCAGAUUUAUUAAAAUGUCUAUGAAACCCACUAAUGAUAAUCCAGCCAAAGAUAGGAUGUUACCAGGUUGAAUAAUCAAUGUGGGUAAGUCUUGCUGAUUAUGCUGUGAAUCUUGGUAUCUCUCUUUAGUUAACAGCUGAGCUGUGGUUUACAGUAUGCAUUCACCUCUGUACUCUGCCUUUGCUGGUUACUCAGACUUUAUCAUGCUCGUAGUCUGGUGAUACAAUACCACAGUGCAGGGGCUUGCAAUUUACAUUAUCUUUGCAUUUCUAGAAUUAAGUAUAUAAGGCAACAUAUUUAUUUUCUUUUUAUUCCAAUUCUAGAAAAUCCCCUUUGAUAAAAGAGCACAUCAACCAGGCAUGGAAACCUGUCAUGAAAGUUUUCUUUUAAAUGCAGCCAGAGCAUUGAGAUCUGCAUUUGUUUUACAUUCCUUAUAAAACCCAACAUUAAGGCCUCUUGGGCCUACCUCUUGGGUUGUCUGAGCAAAGAAAAUAAGAAUUGUUUCACUUGAGAAGGUUUGACAGUGAAUUGUCAGUCAGGCAUUGCAUUGUUUUUAGAAUUGAGACAGUGUCAGACCACAUACUACCACAAUACUUCAAUGUAUGAGUAUUUAUAAAACACCCUAAUUGUUUGGCACAUCUUUGUGAUGAAACAGUCUCCUGGCACUCACUUGUCGGCUUUUACUGGAAGUACAGUUGUGGGCACAUGAACCAAACUCUCCAACAGCUCACUGCGUUAGAUGACUCAUUAGCUUGUGCCUUCUGAAUGGAGAUUGUACGAGCCAUCAGCUGCACACAUGACUUUGCACUGUGAAUUCAUCGUGAUGAAAGAGAUGCUGUCAGAUGAACUUUUAACUUCCAAAGUGUGAACUGUGUCCUGUAGGAAAGCGGUUGGAUGAAAUGUUCAUUGUGAUUUUGUUUUAACAGAGGAAGAAACUGUUUAAAGUUUAAUUUACUGUUGUUGUUUGAUUUUAAAAUUGUGUAUGGGCUGGAGCAUUUUCUUUACAAGAAAUUAUUUUGGAUGCAUUCGGUAAUAUUUAUGUUGUAACCAGAAAAUUAAUCUUGUGGGGAUGCAGAAUUUACCAAAUAAGGCUGCAGAUAUCCAACAGGAAUCUGUGAUUACUUACAAAAAAACACAACUAUUACCCAAUUGUUUGUAUUUUUGCUGUGAUUGGUUUUCUUAACCAAUCUGAACCUUUAAUCGUCCUCAAAGGUAAAAAAUCUGGUGUGUAACUAAUGCCUAAAAAUGCCUUUUUUUAAGUGUUUACAGUUUCCCCUGUAUACAUGGGCACAUAUCUUCUUCAUUGCUUUCCUUUUAAGGUAUAAUUAAAACAAAAUCAGCAUGUUUUAUGUCUUGAAUAAUUUGAGGUUUUUAUUUGCAGUUCCAACAACUUGGAUUGUUUUUAAGUAAGUUUUAUAUCAUGUUUUUCGACAAUCUACUACCCAUGCUUAAAUUAAUCAAAGGGAAAGGUGUACAAUUCUGUAUUUAUAUUUGAAAUGUAUUUAUGUUGGCAUCAAUGUCUAAAUUGAGUCAAUUCCUGAGUGUGUAAAUGAAUGCGUACGAGUGUGUAAGCAGAGGUGAUGAGCGUGCAGGAGGGUUUUCACUGAAUGGUACUGUAAUCACUACAAAUAAAUGUGUAUUUUAUUGUA
This is a messenger RNA of Xyrichtys novacula (pearly razorfish), 6509 nucleotides long. The record is from the annotation of a GenBank genome assembly. NCBI's taxonomy places the organism in Eukaryota, Metazoa, Chordata, Actinopteri, Labriformes, Labridae.